Brassica rapa (field mustard) is the source of this 2903-nucleotide messenger RNA. RefSeq names its product casein kinase 1-like protein HD16. Lineage: Eukaryota; Viridiplantae; Streptophyta; Magnoliopsida; Brassicales; Brassicaceae. Gene Ontology annotation, biological process: protein phosphorylation. Gene Ontology annotation, molecular function: ATP binding; protein kinase activity. The record is from RefSeq and is a predicted model, not a curated record.
UAUAUGCUAGAAUUUAAUUUGUAAAAAGUUGAUCAAUCCAAGACAGCAAAAAAAAAAAAAGCCUUGUAUCCCAAAUCUGCACAUCCUCUCAUCUUCAAUCUUCAUUAUUAAUAAACCUAAAUCUAUCUAAAAAGUUGUAUCUCUCUCUCUCUCUCUCUCUUUGGGGGGUGCUUCACAGCUACAAAAGUUUUAACCUUUUUAAAUCGGCCGUACUUGGAGGAGGAGGAGGAGGAGGAGAAGCUUUUCCGUUUCUCAUUCUGAAAUAUUUCUAAGGAGAGAUCUGAAAGUUUUCGUUCCUUUUAACCGAUCAUCUGAUCUAGCUUUUGGAUGAUGAUGAUUUUGAAUAUAAAUAUGACUACUUUGUUAUGCUGAGAAGAAUCACCAGAGGUUUUGUAAACGGGUUAACUGAAAGAAGAAGAUUUCUUACGCGUUGUAUGGAGUAAGAAUGCCAGAGUUAAGAAGUGGAGCACGUAGAUUGAGACAACCUAACCCUCAAGUGAUUGACCAGGCGGAGAAUAUUGAGCUUCCUCCUCAAGCUGCAACAAGGAGAAGAGGUGGUGGUGGUGGUAGAGGAAGGGGAAACGCCGCGAAAGCCGCUGCACCUCCAAGACCAACUGGUAGGGGACGAGGCAUCAGGCUAAUAGAUUUAGAGGCGGAGCCUUGUGAGGUUCGUCCAGUGGUAGGUGAACCGGUGGCUGCUGAUAAGGGUGUCGCUAUGGAAGGUGGUAGCCCGGAUAAGGCAGUGGGUGUGGAAGAAGAUCCCAGCUCAGCUCCUGUCCCGGAAAGGGUACAAGUUGGAAACUCCCCUGUUUACAAGACUGAGAGGAAGCUCGGUAAAGGAGGGUUUGGUCAAGUUUUUGUUGGUAGAAGAGUGAGUGGUGGCAGCGAUAGGAUUGGUGCAGAUGCUAUUGAGGUUGCUCUGAAAUUUGAGCACAGAAAUAGCAAAGGAUGCAAUUUUGGCCCACCUUACGAGUGGCAAGUGUACAAUACACUCAACGGUUGCUACGGAGUUCCUGCGGUACAUCAUAAGGGUCGUCAAGGAGAUUUUUACAUUCUUGUUAUGGACAUGCUUGGCCCCAGUCUCUGGGAUGUUUGGAACUCUUCAGGGCAAUCGUUAGCACUCUUCUCCUCACACCACACUUUCUUUUUCUUUUGCAAGAUUUUUUCAUAUGACUCAUGUUCAUUGACAUGUGGCAGGAUGUCUCCAAAUAUGGUAGCCUGCAUUGCGGUUGAGUCCAUUUCUAUUCUUGAGAAAUUUCAUAUGAAAGGGUUUGUCCACGGAGAUGUGAAGCCUGAAAACUUUUUACUCGGUCAACCUGGAACAGCAGAUGAGAAGAAACUCUACCUUGUUGAUCUUGGUCUAGCAUCAAAAUGGAAAGAUUCGCACUCCGGCCAUCAUGUUGAAUAUGAUCAAAGACCUGAUGUGUUCAGGGGAACAAUAAGGUAUGCAAGUGUUAAUGCACAUCUAGGUCGUACUGGAAGUCGAAGAGAUGAUCUAGAGUCAUUGGCUUAUACUUUAAUUUUUCUCCUGAAGGGAAGAUUACCAUGGCAAGGUUACCAGGGUGAUAACAAGAGCUUUCUUGUUUCCAAGAAAAAGAUGUCAACUUCUGCUGAAUUGAUGUGCUGUUUUUGUCCACCACCGUUUAAGCUAUUCCUAGAGGCAGUUACUAAUAUGAAGUUUGACGAGGAGCCCAACUAUGCAAAGCUUAUUUCGAUUUUUGAUACUUUAAUUGAGCCAUCUGCUUUAUCUAGACCACUUAGAAUUGAUGGAGCUCUUAAGGUUGGGCAAAAACGAGGAAGGUUGCUUCUUAACUUGGAAGAGGAUGAACAGCCGAAGAAGAAAAUCAGAAUAGGCAGUCCUGCUACUCAGUGGAUCUCAGUCUAUAACUCUCGUCGUCCCAUGAAACAGAGAUAUCACUACAAUGUGGGAGACUCGAGGCUGGACUCGCACGUACAGAAGGGUAAUGAAGAUGGGCUUUUGAUUAGCUGUGUAGCAUCAUCAGUUAAUCUCUGGGCACUCAUUAUGGAUGCUGGAACUGGAUUCACUUCUCAAGUCUAUGAACUGUCCACGGUCUUCCUCCACAAGGAGUGGAUUAUGGAACAGUGGGACAAGAACUACUAUAUAAGUUCGAUAGCUGGUUCAGAUAACGGGAGCUCGUUAGUUGUUAUGUCAAAAGGAACUUCUUAUAGUCAGCAGUCAUACAAAGUCAGCGACUCGUUUCCAUACAAGUGGAUAAAUAAGAAAUGGAAAGAAGAUUUUCAUGUAACGUCUAUGACAACUGCUGGUAAUCGUUGGGGUGUGAUAAUGUCUAGAAACUCUGGCUUCUCUGAUCAGGUGGUGGAGCUUGACUUUUUGUACCCAAGCGAUGGAAUACAUAGGAGGUGGGAGAGUGGGUAUAGAAUAACAUCAAUGGCAGCAACUGCGGAUCAAGCAGCUUUCAUAUUAAGCAUACCAAAGCGUAAACUGAAUGAUGAAACUCAAGAGACUCUUCGUACUACUGCCUUUCCAAGUACUCAUGUCAAGGACAAGUGGGCAAAAAAUCUAUACAUUGCAUCAAUAUGCUAUGGCAGGACAGUGUGCUGAUACACACGCAGCAUCAUAUGUUCUGUUGGAAAGCCAAAGACAACUGGAGCUGCUUGAGGAGUUAUAAUACCAAUCAAAAUGGUAAAACCAGACGCAGCCUGAUUGUUGAAUGCGUCUUGGUAUGUAUGUAACAAAAGAAAGAAAAGAGAAGAUGGAAUUAGUAAUAGAUGGAUUUGAGAGCUUUUUAAGCCUUCAAGUGUGUGCUUAUUUAUUGUUAUCAUUUGCCUUGUUCAAAGCGUCUCUAGACUUGUUCCUGUUUUUUCUCUCUUCUUAUACGUCUGAUAAGUGAGGUGAGAAAGCAAAACCAAACUUAAACCUA